AUGCGGAGUGUACAGAGGGCACGUGUCAGUGUACGGCCAAGUUCUACAGAAUGCCUUCCAAGAAUAUUAGUGCCUGAAAAGUGUGGUGGACUUGGAGAGUGUGUAGAACAGGCGGAGUGCACCUCGCGUACCGGAGGCGUGUGUCUGUGCACCCAGGGCUUUUAUGAACAAGAUGGCUACUGCAAGAGAAGACAAGACACUGGUUCUGAUUGUCUGGAGACCAAGCAGUGUGUAGAACAGGCUGUCUGCGCCCCGCCUACAGGGGUCGGCAAGUGUGUCUGCGAGUCAGCUUUCUUUGAGGACAACGGCAAGUGCUUUAAGAGGAAGCUCGUCGGAGAGAGACGUCCCAUCGAUGAUCGUUGCACAGCAGAAGGAGAAUGUGUGGUAAACGCUGAGUGCUCUACCCCAUAUGGCGGUAGAUGUCGAUGCAAAGUUGGUCACUACCAAGAUGGAGCCAAGUGCCUUCCACUCAUGCCACCAGGUUCUUCCUGCCUGACUUCUGAACACUGUACACUCAACGCCGUGUGCAAUUUACAGCUAGAUGGCAAUAAAGAAUGCACGUGCAUGAAAGGAUACUACGCUCAUGAAGAAGGCUGUCAGCUGCUCAAAAAUGCAGGUGAAAGUUGUACGGGACUUGGACAGUGUGCAGAAAAUUCCGAAUGUUCGUCUUCGCGAGGGGGUCGAUGUGAGUGCAAUCCCGGUUUCUACAAAGAAGGCAGCAGGUGCUGGAAGAUCAAAAACGAAGGCGAAGCUUGCAGUGGCGAGGGCCAAUGUGUGAAGGACGCAGUGUGUUCUUCAGACUACUCUGGAGUGUGUCAGUGUAAGGACGGCUUCUACAGUCAGGCCGGCAAAUGCCUGGCCAAAAAGCCAGUAGGAGAGCGGUGUAAGGACAAAAUAGAGUGCGCUGCUAAUGCCGAAUGUUCACUAAUCAAACGCAAAUGUGUAUGUGAGGCCAACUUCUACGAGCACCAGGGCAAAUGUCUGCCAGUCAUCCAAGCUGGUCAGCCAUGCGAGCGCUUUGGUCAGUGUGUGGCCAAUGCUGAAUGUUCCAGUGGCUACGGGGGACUAUGUCAGUGCCAAGAGGCCUUUUACAGAAAUCUUGGAGGCUGUGUUCCCAGAAUCCAUGUGGACGAGUAUUGCGCGAGCAAAGGUCAAUGUGUCCUCAACGCAGAGUGCUCCGGUGACUUACUUGGCACUUGUAAAUGUAACUCAGGUUACAGACCGAGCAAGGGCAUUUGCGUGCAAGCGGUCAAGGCGGGUCAGCCUUGUAAGGGUCUGGGUACAUGUGUGGAAAACGCCGAGUGCACUUCGUCAACGCAAGGUGUUUGCAGAUGCAAUGACAACUUCUUGGAGCAGGCGGGUGUGUGCGUGACUCUCAAGGAAGCCGACCAAGAAUGCACUGGAGAGGAAGAGUGUACUCCAAACAGCAUCUGCCUGGACACCUGCAGGUGUCGAGUUGGCUUCUACAAGGAUAAAGGAGAGUGCAAGGAAAAAAAGAAAGUAGGCGAGAUGUGCUCUUAUGAUGACAUGUGCCGACAGUAUUCUGUGUGUUCUUCCGCGGAGAGUGGCGUGUGUACUUGCAUGGACGGGUUUAUUCAGCAAGAAGGACUAUGUGGAGGCCCUUUGCCAGCAGGAGGUGUCUGUUCGCAAGCCGGACAAUGUGUCGUCAACACCGAAUGUUCUGGUGGUAUUUGCCAGUGUAGCUCAGAUUUUUAUAGAGAAGACGGCAAGUGUUUGCCCCUCAAGUUCCCGAACGAACCCUGCGCCAUUUCUAGUCAGUGUGUGAAGUAUGCUGAAUGCAAGAUGACUUCGGCUCAUGAGGUCUGCACGUGCAUGGGGGGCUACUUUAGUGCUGGUAAGACGUGCGAGAAGCUGCGGAGGGCAGGCGAGUCGUGCACAGCACUGGGCCAGUGCAUGGACCACGCCGAAUGUUCCAGCACCAAUGGCGGGCUGUGUGUUUGUCAGCAAGGGUUCUACGCCGCAUCGGACGGUUCUUGCAAAGCUGAGAUACCCGUCGGCAGGUCGUGCACCCCGAAAGACGUGUGCGCCAAGAACUCGGAGUGUACAGGAAUGGUGGGCGGCAGUGUCUGUGCAUGUCAACAGGAUUUUUAUAAGGUAAAAGGAGAAUGUGUAUUGCGCAAAGAACCAGGUGAAGAAUGUCAAGAAUCUGGUCAAUGCAUGCGCAACACUGAAUGCUCUGUCAUUUCCGGGAGAUGCCAGUGUUUGAAAGGCUUCUAUGAAAUUAAAAAGAAAUGUCAACCAGUAAUCGAUGCCUCUGAGCCAUGUACGGCGGAGGGCCAGUGUAUUGAAAACGCAGAGUGCUCCUCUUCAACUGGGGGACUGUGUGAGUGCAACGCCGGCUAUUACCAUGAGUCAACUCACUGUGUACCUGUUAAACCACCUUCUAAAGGAUGCACUGCAUCGCUUCAGUGUGUUGAGAGCGCUGAGUGCUCGCGUUUCGGCACCUGCCAGUGUUCUCUCGGCUACUACGCUCAAGGUGAUGCGUGCAAGAAGUCCAGGGAAGCUGGAGACACGUGCACCAGAGAAGGACAAUGUGACGUCAACGCUCAGUGUUCUACACCUUUCGGCGGUGUUUGUGAAUGCAAGAAAGGCUAUUUUUCCAGGCAAGGAGCUUGUUUUGCACAGAUCGAGGCUGGCGAGUCGUGUACCGAGGAUGAUGUUUGUAUCGAAAACGCCAGGUGCUCUGGGACAAUCAGCGGUGCGUGCACAUGCGACCGCGACUUCUAUCAAGAUGGGCGGACCUGCAAGAAGAAAGUGGGAGCGGACUCCGGAUGCACAGGCACGGGACAGUGUGUAGAUCACGCUGAGUGCACACCUCGCUCUGGCGGCACGUGCAAGUGUGCAGAAGGAUACUUUCCACAAAAUGGGGAGUGCCUGAAAAAAAUUCAGGCAGGAGAAUCGUGUAGUGGAUUUGGCCAGUGCGUUGACAAGGCAGAGUGCACCUCCAAAAAUGGAGGUCUCUGUCUGUGCGUAGCUGGGUACUACCAGAAUUCUGGAGAGUGCAACGAAAGAAAAGACCACGGAGAAUCUUGCAAGGACUCCCGUGAGUGUGUUGAGAAUGCAGAGUGCUCAAGUCGCUAUCUUGGAGAAUGCCAGUGUGUCAAAGGUUUCUACCAAGUUCGGGGUGGAUGUAGGCAACGUAAGCUUGUAGGAGAAGCCUGCGAGGACGGCCAGUGUGUAGAAUAUGCUCUUUGUGCCUCCACUACCACUGGAGUCUGCUUCUGCAAGCCGGGGUAUCAUCUGUCCAAGGGACGCUGUGCAGGCGCAAAUCCUCCAGGGGCGUCCUGCACCCAGCUGGGUGAGUGCGUCGUGGAUGCGGAGUGUUCGUCACCUGUCGGCGGGCUUUGCGAAUGCAUGACAGGGUUUUAUUCCAACGGCAAAUCUUGCUCUCCCGUCAUUUCUCCUGGCAAAGAGUGCACGGACAACGACCGUUGUGUGGACAACGCCAUUUGCCAAGGCGCCCAUGACGCCCCACACAUCAAGAGAUGUCAGUGUGGACCGGGAUACUACAACGACGAGAAAGAGUGCAGUCCUCUAAAGAAAGCUGGUGAUACUUGCUUUAAGCGUGGUCAGUGCAGUGAGAACACGGAGUGCUCCUCUCCUUACGGAGGUCGGUGUGAGUGUCAGCUUGGUCUGUACCGUGAUGGCGACCAGUGCAAGCCCGUCAUCGCCGCAGGACAACCUUGUGCGAUGACUGGACAGUGCGUGGAUCAUGCAGAAUGUUCUUCCACUACAGGAGGGGUUUGUGAGUGCGAAGAUGGCUUCUACGAAGAAAAGGGUGAAUGUCAGAAAAAGAAGUUGGCAGGUGCUCCUUGCACAGUUGUGGGACAAUGCGUGGUCAACGCCAUCUGUGCUGUGGCCAGAGGAACAUGCGAUUGCCAGAUGGGUUAUUUCCCUUACCAAGGUGAGUGCCUACCGGAAGUGGCAGCUGGAAGACCGUGCAAGACGUUAGGUCAUUGCGUUCAGCAUGCAGAGUGCACAAGCAGUGGUGGAGGGCUGUGUCAAUGUGUGGAUGGAUAUUACGUUAAAGAUGGCGCUUGCGCACAAAGAAUACCAGUCCAACGUUUCUGUGCUGAGGAGGGUCAGUGCGUGACGAACGCUGAGUGUUCCGAGAGAACUGGAACUUGUGAAUGCAAAGAAGGCUUUUAUCACAGCAGCGGUGCAUGUAUAAAGCGGGUCUACGCAGGGAAGCAGUGCACAGGCUACGGACAAUGCGUUGACAAUGCCGAGUGCUCCUCCGAUGAAUAUGGGUUGUGCGUGUGUAAGGGUGGAUUCUUUAACAAGAAUGGACAGUGUGCUAACCUCGCGGAGCCAGGUACUCCUUGUACGGGAAAAGAACAGUGUGUUCCUAACAGUAUCUGCUACAAGACAUGUGUGUGCCAGGAGGACUUCUACAAGGAGAAUGCCACUUGUCAGCGGAGGAAGCCUGUGGGAGAGAGCUGUACGUUUGACGACCAGUGCGUGCAAGUACGCCGAGUGCUCCUCUGAGAAGGUCGGAGUGUGCGUAUGUCAGCAAGGCUUUGUUGAAGAACAUGGUCUUUGCGGAGGAAGUAUACCAGCUGGAGCCCAGUGCACAACCUACGGAGAAUGUAUUGUUCACUCUGAGUGCUCUGCCUCUCAUGGUGGUGAAUGCCAGUGCAAAAAGGAAUACUUUCAGAAGGAUGGCAAGUGCCUGGUGAAGAAACCUCCUGG
This is a messenger RNA of Pomacea canaliculata, 4713 nucleotides long. RefSeq names its product multiple epidermal growth factor-like domains protein 6. The transcript is spliced from 19 exons. The coding region runs from base 1 to 4509 and encodes 1502 amino acids. The record is from RefSeq and is a predicted model, not a curated record. NCBI's taxonomy places the organism in Eukaryota, Metazoa, Mollusca, Gastropoda, Architaenioglossa, Ampullariidae.